This is a messenger RNA of Ornithorhynchus anatinus (platypus), 2775 nucleotides long. It is a transcript of the gene CLGN, whose product is annotated as calmegin. Gene Ontology annotation, molecular function: calcium ion binding. Bases 119 to 1975 code for a protein of 618 amino acids. NCBI's taxonomy places the organism in Eukaryota, Metazoa, Chordata, Mammalia, Monotremata, Ornithorhynchidae. The record is from RefSeq and is a predicted model, not a curated record. Gene Ontology annotation, cellular component: endoplasmic reticulum membrane; endoplasmic reticulum. The transcript is spliced from 15 exons. Gene Ontology annotation, biological process: protein folding.
CCAUUGCAGGGCCUCGGGGCAGGGGCGUGAGGAGCCGAUCCCUCCCCGCUCCCGCCGCCGCCCGGAAGGACGAGUGAGUGGGAGCGAGAGGAGGGCGGGGAGACGCGAGAUACUCAGUAUGCACUUCCAAGGAUAUUGGAUAUGUUUGGGUUUCUUGCUGUUCAUCUCAGUAAAUGCAGAAAUUCAGGAUGAAGAUGUUGAGUUACAGGAAUUAGACACAAAUUCAGAACAAACUGAAGCUGGUGAAGAUGAACCGUCUCUAGAGGUUAAAUACAAGACUCCACAGCCUAUAGGAGAAGUAUAUUUUACAGAAACUUUUGACAGUGGAAUAUUGUCUGGUUGGGUGUUGUCAAAAACAAAAAAAGAAGACACAGAUGACGACAUGUCUAAAUAUGAUGGCAGAUGGGAAAUAGAGGAGCUGAAAGAAAACAGAGUACUCGGUGACAGAGGAUUAGUUUUAAAGUCAAAAGCAAAGCAUCAUGCCAUAUCAACCAUGUUAACAAAACCGUUUAUUUUUGCUGAUAAACCUUUAAUAGUUCAAUAUGAAGUGAAUUUUCAAGAUGGUAUUGACUGUGGUGGUGCCUAUAUUAAGCUUCUUGAAAACACCGACAAUUUGAAUCUGGAACAAUUUUUUGAUAAAACAUCUUAUACCAUUAUGUUUGGACCAGAUAAAUGUGGAGAAGAUUAUAAACUUCAUUUUAUCUUCAGACAUAAGCAUCCCAAAACUGGAGUGUUUGAGGAGAAACAUGCCAAACGACCUGAUGUAGACCUAAAAAAAUUCUAUUCAGACAGGCGGACCCAUCUAUAUACUCUUGUUCUGAAACCAGAUAAUACCUAUGAAGUAUUAAUUGACCAAACGGUUGUUAGCAAAGGAAACCUACUAGAGGAUGUGGUUCCUCCCGUCAACCCUCCUAAGGAAAUUGAAGAUCCCGAGGAUAAGAAACCUGAUGACUGGGAUGAAAGAGCAAAGAUUCCCGAUUCUUCUGCUGUCAAACCAGACGAUUGGGAUGAUGAUGAACCUUCCAAAAUAGAAGAUCCUGAUGCUGUUAAACCAGAGGAAUGGCUUGAUGAUGAACCAAUGUACAUAUCAGAUCCCAGUGCUGAAAAACCUGAGGAUUGGGAUGAAGAAAUGGAUGGUGAAUGGGAAGCGCCGCAGAUUCCUAAUCCAAAGUGCGAAACUGUUCCAGGCUGCGGGGAAUGGACGCGCCCUCUAAUAGACAAUCCAAAUUUUAAAGGAAAAUGGACUCCUCCGAUGACAGAUAAUCCUAAUUAUCAGGGAAUAUGGAGUCCUCGAAAAAUUCCGAACCCCGAUUACUUUGAGGAUGAUCACCCAUUUCUUCUCACUUCUUUCGGUGCUCUUGGUUUAGAGCUAUGGUCUAUGACCUCCGAUAUUUACUUUGAUAACUUUAUCAUAUGCUCAGAAAAGGAAGUAGCCGAUCGUUGGGCCGCAGAUAGUUGGACCUUGAAGAACUUGGUAGCUAUUGCCAAUGAGCCUGGUGUGUUCAGCCAGAUGAUGACUGCUGCAGAAGAACGUCCGUGGCUGUGGAUUGUGUAUGUUUUGACUGCAGGGCUGCCUGUAGCGUUAAUUACAUUGUUUUGCUGGCCAAGAAAGAAAAAUGUGGAAGAGGCUGACUACAAAAAAACUGACAUACAGAAGCCACAGACGAAGGGAGCGCUGGAACAGGAAGUGAAAGAAGAGAAGGCACCUGUAGAGAAUACUUCAGAUGUGGAAGAGGAAAAGGAAAAUCAAGUUGACGGUGAAACUCCUGAAAAGGAAGAAGUCUCUGUUCCAGAGGAUGAAGUUGAAACCGAAGAAAAGAGUGAAGAAGAAAAUGGAACUCCAGAAGGACAAGAGGAAGGCAAUAAAUCAAACAAAUCUGGUUCUGAGGAUGAGAUGAAAGACGCUGACGAAGGCACGGGAUCAGGAGAUGGGCCAAUGAAGUCGGUUCGCAAAAGAAAAGUACGAAAGGACUGAACAGUCUCCAAGUAGUGUCCUUAGACUUCCCUUUGAGAGAUUAGAUUUUUCUUCUUGAGCAUCAGAGAGGCAGCCCGCAGGUGACAGACCUGCUUGAUUCUGAUCUUUCUUCACCUCCUGCUUCCUCUCCUAGCCUCUAAAUUCUCCCCAAAACUUUCCCGUGGUCUUCCUUUUGGAGGAAAAUGCUCUCUGUGACGUUAUCUGGUUUAUUGAAUUUAGAAUAAAAGGAAACAGCAAGUUGACUAUCAGAUUCGAGUGCUUUGAAGCAGAGACUUCUUAGUUUAGUUGUUUUGAUGUCAGUUUGGCUCUUUCAAACGGCCAGAGCAAGUGAAUUGGUAACGGACUCACUGUAGCUACUGCACAAGUCACAUGUUGGCAUUACUAGGUAAAAUAUGGUCAUGCUGUAGCUCACUUCUCUCAAUUGGAAUAGUUGCACCAGUGUACAGAGCUAAAUGCAAUAAAACCUUUAUAUGGUUGUGUGGUUCUAGCAACAAUUUCAAGUGUACUUGACCUACAUUUAUUUAGUGCCCAGUUGUUAUUAGAGAAUUGGUUGCAGUAACUUAUUUUGAAAGGUGCUCUGUUAGCAGACAGCUGGCCUUCGUGGAAUCACUGGUUACCUACUACUAGUCCAAGUGUAUUUUUCAUGUGAACGCAAAGAUGUUUAAUUUAUUGAACUAGAAUGGUGUACAAAUGAAUUUCUGACUUUUAUAGUUCUCCCAUUUUAGGCCACGAUGGCCUUGUUUACAAAAUAUUUGCUAUUGUACAUUGCUCUUGAAAAUAAAGCUCAAAUAUUUAAUAUA